Dermacentor silvarum is the source of this 648-nucleotide messenger RNA. RefSeq lists its product as uncharacterized. The record is from RefSeq and is a predicted model, not a curated record. Lineage: Eukaryota; Metazoa; Arthropoda; Arachnida; Ixodida; Ixodidae. The transcript has 2 exons. The coding region runs from base 1 to 648 and encodes 215 amino acids.
AUGUCUGAAGGACAGGACGAUGCUAGCGAAGAAUCCACGACGGAGUCCGUCUGUUCUCGCUCGAGCAGACGUUCCAGCAAUGACACUCGCGUCGUGACAGACGGUGUCCUGCAGGAGAUGGGCAUCUACCACCGAAAUCUGGAACAGCUCGUGGUCCAGAACAAAGGUGAAUUCCGAACACCAGCCAGGGCCAUCGAAAGCACGUCCGUGCAAGAUGGUGCAGCGUCAGCUGAGCCGAAUCGAGCCGUCUCAUUCAGCGAGCCUGCAAAGGAUUACGAGAGCGCGACGACGGACAGCGAUGCUUCAAGGCGGGGCCAAGGGUCCAGGCCCAAAUUGCGCUCGCUGGGCGUCUACCUCAGCCGUUUUCGACUGAGCCGGCGACCGUCGUCUACCCGCAAAGGCGUCAAAACCAUGAGAAAGAAUAGGACCAAGAAGAAACAAACCUCGGACGCCUCGCCGUCGUCAUCCAACCGGCGAAUGCGCUCCACCCUCGGCCAAUCGCUGGGCUCGUUCGGGUUCAUCGUGCUCAUUGUGGCGGGCGUUGUCCUGCUGUUCGCCUACGCGGUCGUCUUUCUUAGUGGUCGGCUGGUUCGGCGACCGGAAAGUCUCGAAGCGAGACCCAUCAACCGGACUGAGGGGUCUGGAUGA